Molecule: messenger RNA, 3576 nt
Organism: Cyprinodon variegatus (sheepshead minnow)
Lineage: Eukaryota; Metazoa; Chordata; Actinopteri; Cyprinodontiformes; Cyprinodontidae
Product: SH3 domain-binding protein 4-A-like
Exons: 5
Coding region: 292-3159 (955 amino acids)
Cellular component (GO): cytoplasm
Molecular function (GO): protein binding
Source: RefSeq, a predicted model, not a curated record
GCAGCAGUUCUUCGUUAGACCGGAGCAGGGAUGGCCAGUGUCGGGACGUCUACUCUGUUUUUUCCCCUCAAAAACUCCCUCCAUUAUAAGUAAAAUGUAUUAAACUCUUUGUUUUUAGCUCCGUAUUUGCUUCCCGCUGUUUCCAGAAAACUAAUGAGUCGAGGAGAAGCCGUAAAAGAGAGGCAGCGGAGUAGCGGUCCUCCUCCCCGUCAGCUCCCGAUACUUUGUGCUGUGAGCGCUUCCAGCGAGCAAGAGACUAAAAAGCUGCCAAUGACUUCAUGAGCGGCGGCCAUGGCAGCCCAUCGAAUCGUUCGAGUGAACAACAAUCACAUCCUCCCUCGCUGUAAGUCUGAGGGGACGCUCAUCGACCUAAGUGAAGGCACAGCCGGGGCCAGCCUCAAUGAUGUGAAAGUGCCUUCUCCCAGUGCCUUAAAGCUCGACACUCAAGACUCGCUUGGAGCUGCGCAGGAAGUGGUCGCUAUUAAGGAUUACUGCCCAAGCAGCUUCACCACGCUGAAGUUCUCCAAAGGUGAUCGCCUCUUUGUGCUGGACACGUCAGGCGGGGAGUGGUGGUACGCCCACAACAACACAGAGAUGGGAUACAUUCCGGCCGCUUACGUCACACCGGUCAACUUCAGGAACUCUUCGCUGAGCGACAGUGGGAUGAUCGACAGCCUCGGGGAAGGAUAUGAGGAUGGGGGAAAGGAGUUUGGAGGUCUUGGGGAGUGGAUGGGGAUGAGCCUGAAGCCCUCCACCAAUUACAACACUACUCCAUUCUCUGUCAACCCUUUUAUCUGUCCCCUAAACCAAAACUCUAAAGACGUCAGUGCCAGGAACUCUGCGGAUAUGAUUUACUUGGACUCUCUGGCAUCGCCGUCGUCCUGUUCUAACAGUUUUACGUUUGUGAGCAAUGGGUUUAACGACAUCAGCUCAACCAACCCGAACCAGGAGGCCACUCCCAACUUCCAGAGAGAAAAUCCUUCAUUUAAGAGCAAACGUUCCCACAGUUUAUCGGAGCUGUCCGUCCUGCAGGCACAGUCUAAUCCAAUGCUACCUUCAUCUGGGUUCUUCACAGGCCUGACAGCUCCGCUACCAGAACAGUUCCAGAGCAGAGAGGACUUCAGGACUGCCUGGUUGAACCACAGGAAGCUAGCUCGGUCCUGCCAUGACCUCGACUCUUUGGGUCAGAGUCCAGGAUGGGGUCAGACCCAACCAGUGGAGACCAACAUCGUUUGUCGGCUGGACUACAACGGAGGAGUUGUUCAGCUCCCUGACACCCACAUCAGUGUACACAUUCCUGAGGGACACGUCAGUCAUGGAGACUUCCAGCAGAUCUCCAUGAAAGCCUUACUGGACCCCCCUCUAGAGCUGAACACCAACCACUGCUCCACUGUGAGUCCCGUGGUGGAGAUCAAGCUCAGCAACAUGGAGACUAAGUCGUUCCUGACCCUGGAGAUAAAAAUAUCAGUAGCAGUGAAGAAGGAGAGCUGUCACGCUGCCGAUGUGCUUUGUGUGCGCAGCGAUUGCAAAGAAGGGCCUUACACCCCAAUACCCAAUGCCUAUGUCUACAAAGACACCGUCCAGGUUCAGCUGGACAACCUGGAGCCCUGCAUGUACGUGGCGGUUGUAGUUCAGUCGCAGUACGUCAGCCACAAUACGACUGUCUGGGACCACAUGCAGAGAAAGGUCACUCUGGGUCUUUAUGGACCCAAACACAUCCACCCUUCCUUCAAGACAGUCGUAGCCAUGUUUGGGCAUGACUGUGCCCCCAAAACCUUGCUGGUGAAUGACGUAACAUGGCAGGCAGGCUCCACUCCGCCGGUGGCGCUCCAGCUAUGGGGGAAGCAUCAGUUUGUGCUGGCUUUCCCUCAGGACCUGAAGAUCGGGCUGUAUUCCAACAUGUCCAGCUACCAGGUGAAGGCGAGCGAGGGAGCCGGGAUCAUUCGGGGAUUUCAGGUAAAGCUGGGGAAGGUCAGCAGGCUGCUCUUCAUGAUCACCUCGAACAACCCCAGCGAUAUCUCCGACUUUACUCUCAGGGUCCAGGUUAAGGACGCUCUAGACUGCAUCCUGACCCAGUUCUGUGUCCAGACUCCACAGCCGCCACCGAAAACAGGAGCGAGGAUCGCAGGCCAGCGGCGGUUCCUUAAAAAGAGAGAGGUGGAUAAAAUUGUACUGUCGCCUUUAGCCGUCACGUCAAAACACCCCAAGUUUCAGGAUCGGUGCAUCACUAACCUGAAGUUUGGUAAACUGAUUAAAACGGUGAUCAGGCAGCAUAAGAACACAUAUCUGCUGGAGUACAAGAAGGGGGAUGUUAUCGCCUUACUCAGCGAGGAGAAGAUCAAACUACGGGGGCAGCUGCGUACCAAGGAGUGGUACAUUGGAUACUACCAGGGAAAGCUGGGGCUGGUUCACGCCAAGAACCUUUUAGUCCUCGGUAAGGUCAAGCCUAUAUACUGGUGCGGACCAGACCUCUCCACCACAGCGCUGUUGGAUCAGAUACUGAAGCCUUGCAAGUUUCUCACCUACAUCUACGCCACGGUGAGGACGGUUCUGAUGGAGAAUGUGGGCAGCUGGAGGGCGUUUGCAGAUGCUCUGGGAUACGGAAACCUGCCGCUGAAUUAUUUCUGUAGGACCGAACUGGACAACGAGCCGGAGAAAGUGGCGUCGGUUCUGGAGAAGCUGAAAGAGGAAUGCACUAACAUGGAGAACAAGGAUAGGAAGUCCUUCCAACGAGAACUCAUGAUGGCGUUGCUGAAGAUGGACUGCCAGGGUCUGGUUGCUAAGCUGGUCCUGGACUUUGUUUUGUUGACCACGGCGGUGGAGGUGGCGUCCAGGUGGAGGGAGCUGGCCGAGAAGCUGGCCCGAGUGUCCAGGCAGCAGAUGGAGGCUUACGAGGCUCCGCAUCGGGACAAGAACGGCGUCCUGGACAAUGAGUCUAUGUGGAAACCAGCCUAUGAUUUUCUGCUGACGUGGGCUGCCCACGAAGGGGACAGCUAUCGGGACGUGAUCCAGGAGCUCCACCAUGGUCUGGACAAAAUGAGGAACCCCAUCACCAAGCGGUGGAAACACCUGACUGGCGCGCUGAUCCUAGUAAACUGCCUCGAUACCCUCCGCAGUGCUGCAUUCUGUCCCACCGGCUACGGAGACUUUGCUGUUUGAGCAUCAACUUCCCUUUGGAAAUAAUUAAUGCUCUCUAACUGUUGAUGGAAGUUUUUCAAACCAAGUUCCAAAACUAAAAUGUGUCUAAAUAUCGAGGCAUCAUCUGAUCUGUAGGAUCUUCAGGAUAUAUGGAGGCUUUAGCUGGGAAUCUUGCUGCAUCUGUUCCUAACCCAUGUUUUCCUUCUCUUCUUUCUGCAUCUUUUUUCUACUUUUUACUGCUAUUUCCUCUGAUGUAUUUGGGUCCUUUUUAUACAUUGUAAGUUACUCCCAUCCCCGUCUGACUGUUUUUGUAGCUUUUUCUCAUAUAUUCCUUCUCUUUUACUUUCAGGAGAACAUUAGAACAGUCUGUGUGAAAUAAUUUAAACUACAAAACUUCUACAUGUUGACAUUAGCCUCCACUAUUGAAAGUUUGUCACU